Naegleria lovaniensis is the source of this 2619-nucleotide messenger RNA. RefSeq lists its product as uncharacterized. Lineage: Eukaryota; Heterolobosea; Eutetramitea; Acrasida; Naegleriidae. The record is from RefSeq and is a predicted model, not a curated record. The transcript is spliced from 3 exons. Bases 1 to 2619 code for a protein of 872 amino acids. Gene Ontology annotation, molecular function: protein binding.
AUGUCCUCCGUUUCAUCAACCACAAGUAGUGUAUUGAGUGGUGGUGGUGGUGGUGGCUGUGGAGGUGGAGGAGGCAAUAACAGCAGUAGCAGCAAUAGUAGUACACCAACAAACUCUCCUCGUUUCAUGCCAUCCUCAUUCUCCUCUUCCUCCUCAAAUACUACAAUGGACUCGUCUUUACCGAAUACUAGUAGCAGUGCGAGUGGAAAUCAUCAUGGUCGGGUUGGAUCAUCAUCAAGAUCUUCAACUCCAUUACGGGAUCGGAACAACAACAAUAAUCAUUCACAGAUUCAAAACGCUACGAGCGGAUCUUCAUCUUUGGAACAUCCUCGUAGUCUGCAGCAACCCUCUCAAACCGGUUCACCCCAAGCUAGGCUUGUAAUGGAUCAAUUAGACAUGACUCAACUUUAUGGAAAUAGUAAUAAUGAUAAUAAUAAUAAUAGCCACACCAACAAUCCUUCUUCCUACGUUGAAAUUGUGGCAGAACAACCAUCCUCAGCGAGAACGAGUCAACUCACUGCUGAGCUACAACGACAACAGCAACAUUUUCGAUCCGUCUCGGAUCCAACCUCUCUGGUAACGACCAUGAGUAUUUCUCAUAUUCAGAAUAAUUUGACAAAUAAUCAUAUGUCGACUUCGGGAAUUUCGUUGCAACAACAUCAGCGAGUGCCACCUGCUUCACCUUCAUCAGGGUCGUCACAACGGAGCUAUGUUUUUGUGAUGGCAGAAAAUCAUGUGAAAUUACAAAAAGCAAAACUGACAUUUGGACAGGAGCAUUCCUCGAAAAUUCCCUCCUUAUUUAACAAUGCGGAAUUGAGCGAUUUUACAAUAAUUUUGAAACAUUCAUCGAAAUUGAAUUUAUCGAAUUGUUUGAGUACAAGUGGAAUUUCUGAAGAUCAUGCUGCUGCCAGUGAAAAGAAUGAAGAUUCUUCAACCAGUGCAGAAGAUAAUGUCAACGUUUCGAAUGUGACCAGCUGUAGUUCCGUCGGCAAUAAUUGUGGAUCGAGUGGAAAUGCCAUGUUGCCACAUUGCUUACAAAAUACAAAUCAAUUUGAAGAAGAGCUUUCAGUGCGAACAAUGCCAGAGAAGCCCUUUGUCACAUUUACUGAGCUACAUGUUAAUAAGGCAAUUUUAGCCUUGUAUAGUCCCUUCUUCAGAAAAAUGUUUUUUGGAGAUAUGAAAGAGAAAACGAGCAGUCAAAUAGAAAUUUUUGAUCACUCUGUCAUUGAAUGUGAAGGGUAUGAUCAAAAUGUGAACGAAAUUGGCUAUGAAGACGUUAGAAUCUUUUGUAUCAUGAUACAGAGCAUGUACAACCUGCAAGUUGAAUGCUUGGAGUGUGACUUGGCUCCUCUCUUGGAAACAGCAGACAAGUACAUGUUUGGUGAUUUGGUGACGCUCUGUGAAGCCUAUUUAGAAAAAAAUUUGAACGAGUUCAAUGUACUAUCAUGUAUAUUUUUGGAAAAUUCCAAAUAUCAAUCAUUGAAAACUAAGGCCAGUAGAUUUAUUGCUCAAAAAUUUUUCAUUAUUUGCAAGAAUGGACAGUUAAAUCUCAUUGGUGACAUUGAGACGGUAUUGAGCAUUCUUUCGAGAGAUGAUCUAAAUGUCAGGACGGAAGAUGACAUUCUUCAUGCUGCUCUGCAAUGGAUCGAAUACGACUUUUCAUCUCGAAAGAAAUACUUUCCAACCAUUCUGAAUCACAUACGGCUACAGUAUCUAUCUCCCAGUUGUUUAAAUCAUUUAAUUUCCCUUCCAGAAAAAUAUGUUCCAGAUAUGGAAUUAACAGUGAAACUAUUGAAGAAAAUUGCAAAGGCCAUGAGCUGUCAACUUAACACCAUUGUUCAAAAGGUAGAAAAGGCCAAUCAACAAUUAGCACUUCACAAGACUCAACCUUCGUUAACAUUGGUCACACCUCUCAUCAAUAGUAAGGAUGCCAAAGAUUCAAAAGACUUGCUAUCACCCAAUCUGAAUACUAGUUUACCCGUGAUCCAAAAUUUGGAACAAAUUUCUGUGCUGAGUCCUACUUCCAUAUUUGACUCGAGUUCUGAAGUGAUUGGAGCAUCGAAUAAUGGAGAAGAUGAUUUUAUUAGCACAAAACCAAGACAUCAUGUGAGCGGCAUUGUAACUGGAUUUGAUGUGUUAAUGAUGGGAAAGGAUCUUAAAAUAUCCAAUGAUCAAAAGACUCUCUCCAAAGUGAAUACAGAUGGAUGGUCUGUCAAUUUAUGUGUUGAACCAGUGAGAAUGGGCCAACGAAAGGAGUUGCACAUUAAGGUGAAUAAGACCAUGCAUGGUAUCAUUAAUAUUGGAAUUUGCAAAUGUGAUGUGAAUUUAAAUGGCAACCUUAAUUAUGAGAAUGGUUGGUGCUACUACUUGUACAAUGGUCACACAUGCCACAAUUUCCACUCCUUAAAUUAUGACGGGGAGGCAGGUGGAACCAACGAUUGUUUCAAAGUUCAAUUAGAUUUACGAUACAAUGGUGCAUUGUCAUUUGCCAAGAAUGGUCAACCCUUGGGAAUUGCCUUCUCAGACCUUUGCAAAAAGUUGAAUGGAGAAGAUGAUGUAUUUUAUUUUGCUGUAGCUCUUUACAGCUCUGGAGAUUCAGUCUCAAUUAUUAAAAAUUGA